AUGAUGCAGGUUCUCCUGCGCUACUUCGAUGCUCUCAUGCACUUCGAGAGGCCUGAGAUCUUCCAGGCCGCGUGGUCAAAAUCGAUCGCGCUGCAAGCGCAAAAGAAGCACAAGGAUUAUUGGGUUUGGAGCAACCAGCCUGGCCGGCCCUCGGAGAUACAUCGUCGCUGCUGUCGCUUCGCAAUCAAGUGCUGUCGAGCUUGGUUCCGGCAGAGUCCCUUUGCUGUGUCUCAGCUCGUCCGGAAUUUGGCAGCCUUCUGCGUGGACUCAUCGAGCAGCAUCCACAGGCCAUGUCAGCACUUCUUUCUCAUCUUGAUGAAUGAAGCCCUGAACAUGGAACGCGGGAACAGCUUCAAGGACACUGUUCUGCAAGAGACCCUGAAAAUUAUGCUCAAGCGCCCUGACUCAGCAGUGGCAAUCAACUUCUCGCGCCGACUGGCGUGCGACGACUCGAUCGAUUUGGAUGGCUUGGCGAUUCCCGCCAUGGAGCAGCUGGCAGCGCUCGAAUCGAAGGCCCGCGUCCCUGGCUGCAGAAAGGAUGCGGCCGACGUGCUUUAUCGCUGGCGGAGUGGCGUUUCCAGCUACGAUGGAAGCCGGUCGUUCCAAGGCUGGUGCUUGAGCUGGGCAUCGUUUCUGGGUUGA
This is a messenger RNA of Symbiodinium natans, 642 nucleotides long. The record is from the annotation of a GenBank genome assembly. Lineage: Eukaryota; Dinophyceae; Suessiales; Symbiodiniaceae.